Messenger RNA from Topomyia yanbarensis, 3616 nucleotides. RefSeq names its product autophagy-related protein 9A (gene Atg9). The record is from RefSeq and is a predicted model, not a curated record. Lineage: Eukaryota; Metazoa; Arthropoda; Insecta; Diptera; Culicidae. Gene Ontology annotation, biological process: protein localization to phagophore assembly site; autophagy of mitochondrion. Bases 311 to 2944 code for a protein of 877 amino acids. Gene Ontology annotation, cellular component: phagophore assembly site; autophagosome. The transcript has 14 exons.
GUUUACCUGCUGUGAAACAAGCACAACGAGAAAAACAUUCAGGCUGAAAGUAGUGAAAAUUUUUGCUAGUCACAAUCGUUUUUUAUUUCGAACGAAGAAAAGGUGUAGGUGAUAUUCGUCUGAUUCCCUGACCAAUCAGGAACCAGGAGCUAUUUUCCGGACAUUGAAAGUGCGUUGGUUGUAACUGUAAGACCGAAAAAAAUGUGACAAAAUCAAGCCAUUUGGAUUUAGUUCCCUAUAAGUGUUUACCCUAAAAAGUUUUAUUGGCAUUGAAAGGUGUAUUUUUAUGUACCAUCUUUGAGAGAAAAGAAUGGCGAAAAACGACUCUAGAAGCUAUGACACACUGACCAAUCAAGAUACGAAUCCUUUUAACGACGCAAAUAAACGAUCGCCUACCAUCGACGAGGAGGAAACACCUCAAAGUAGUGGGCUAACGAUUCAUAUUGUACCGGAGACUAGCAAGGCACGAUGGAACCACAUCGAAGAUCUGGAUUCAUUUUUUACCCGUGUGUACUGCUACCACCAAAAGCAUGGAUUCUACGUGAUGAUGUUGCAGAAAGUCUUCGAACUAUUCCAAUUUAUGUUUGUCGUCUUGCUGAUUACAUACAUGAUCAAUUGCAUUGAUUACGGUGUUCUAUUCAACGACAAAAAUAUAAAUCACACAAAAGUCACGCUUUCGGAUGCCAUGCAGACACCGGCUGAGUGUGCUCCCAACCUAGGCGCUAUCGACUGGUUGGUAUUGAUGCUGGCCGGUUUAUUCUGGACAUUUCGAUUGUUCAAAUUUUUCUACCACUUUGUCCAGUUCUGGGACAUAAAAUUGUUCUUCAACACAGCACUGAAGAUUGAUGAUUCUGACCUGGACAACCUUACCUGGCACGAGGUCCAGAAACGGAUACGGGAGGUGCAGUCUGAAAUCCAGAUGAGCAUCAAUAAAGAGCAACUGACUGAACUUGAUAUCUAUCAUAGGAUUUUGAGAUUUAAAAAUUAUAUGGUUGCAAUGAUGAACAAAUCACUUCUUCCAUCUACAAUUCAGCUGCCAUUUCUGGGGAAUGUAGUCUGUCUAAGCCAAGCGCUACGCUACAAUGUAGGGUUAAUUUUAUUUUGGGGACCCUGGGCACCGUUUGAAAAUAACUGGCAUCUGCGAGAAGAAUUCAAAAGGUCCAACAGGCGGAAUGAGCUGGGCAACCGGUUAGCGAAUCAGAUUUUCUGGGUCGCAAUUACGAAUUUCAUCCUAUCGCCGUUUAUCUUCAUCUGUCAGUUGAUGUAUUUCUUCUUUAAUUAUGUUGAUUUAAUCAAGAAGGAACCUGGCACGCUAGGAAUUCGCUGUUGGUCACAGUAUGGAAAGUUACAUUUGCGACAUUUCAACGAGCUGGACCAUGAACUUGAAGCACGGCUUACCAGAGCUUACAGACCAGCUGUAAAAUAUAUGAGCUCGUUUUCAUCCCCUUUGCUGACGGUUUUUGCCAGGAACAUAGCUUUCGUAUGUGGCGGUGUAGCUUCGCUGAUAUUUCUUCUGGCCGUGUAUGACGAGGAUGUGCUGCAAGUGCAGCACGUGUUCACUAUCUUCACGGUGCUGGGAGCGGCCAGUGUUAUCGCUAGAUCGAUGAUCCCCGACGAAAAUAUGAUCUGGUGCCCUGAGCAACUCCUGCGUAACGUGCUAGCCCAUGUGCACUAUUUACCGGCAUCAUGGCGUGGUUAUGCCCACACUUCAAUAGUUCGGGACCAGUUCGAGCAGUUUUUUCAACUGAAAGCGAUGUACAUCGUAAACGAACUAUUCAGCCCAUUUGUGGCUCCGUUUGUGUUGCUAUUUGUGCUGAAACCGAAAUCCCUUGAUCUGGUGGACUUUUUCCGUAACUUUACGGUUGACGUCGUCGGAGUUGGUGACGUUUGUUCCUUCGCACAGAUGGAUGUUCGCAAGCACGGAAAUCCCGAUUGGCAAAUUACAAACAGCGCCAUCGCAAGAGACUCGAAUGAGGCGGUCAAUGCGCCUAUCCAGGAUAAUAAUCAGUACACUCAGGGUGAACAUGGUAAAACAGAACUCUCGUUGGUACACUUUACGCUCACCAACCCAACGUGGCAGAUGCCUGCGGAGGCUCGUCAUUUUGUGCAGGGUAUCAAGCGUCAUGCCCUGCAAGAUCUUAACCGACAGCGGGGUGUGUUGUAUGGAACAACCACCACGGGUAAUGCGAUGGCACAGAGCUUACUCUCGAUGGAAAGCCUCGGUGAACAGUAUCAAUCGAUCAUUCAUCCUAUACUGCAAACUCACCAUCUGUCGAAUUCGCAGCAGCUUGGCUUGUCAAUGAAUUUAGGUGAAUUCGGCACGCCUCCAGUUACUCAACACAACCUGCAACAGUCGACUGCAGGACAGUCACAUUAUCAGUACAAUUCACCGACUUCGUUCGAUUUUGAACGAAUGCUGCAGCAGAAUCUCACCGAUGCCAGUACUGCUGCUCCCCUGAAGAGUACUUUCCUACAUAAUAUCAACGAAAACGACGACGACGAAAAUGGUUUGGGUACAGCGGGAAGUCAGAUGCACCCAUCUAGUCUAGCAGCCGGGGGUGCAGGACUUAGCGGGUUCGAUCCUAGGACAAACAUGAGCUUUAGCACCAGGGGUGGCAUGAGUAGACGAGAAGGUCCUGUUGAAGGAUCACGUAAUGGGCUGCUGUCUAGUAUAUGCGGAGACAUUGCAGCUUCUCAUCCUACUCCACACGAAGUAACGGCGGCGGACAUGUGUCUUAGCACUUUGUACCUUCAUGAGUUGCAUCACAACCAUAUGCGACGGCGCUGUGGCAGCUUGCGCACUGAACAAAGCCAACGGCAGCAAUGGCAAAGACCUCAUCAACAGCAGUCUCCUUCGGUUGUCUUGCCGGGAGUUAGUAGCUCUUCCGCGGGUAACACUACGGCAGCUGAACGCACGCCACUGCUUGGCAACAAAAAGUCAUAGCAACAGGCCGAGUGGGUCUAAUGAAGCGAGAUUUUUUCCGUGUUUAGACUAGUUUCUGUCUGAUUUUUUUACAUAAUCUUUAGAAAUUGACACCGUGAUACAAACAACACAAUCGGCCUAGUCAUUGCCGAUUGUGUUUUAGAGGCAGUUUCAAUGUCUUGAUAGAUAUUCUUCGGUGGGUAACGAAGAGUAUCACACUAAAUGUUCCAUAGACGUUUGGCAGCGUAAACGUUCGAAUCGUAAUUAGUUUAGGUAGGGAAAAGUUUUAUUUAAUUAAAACUACUUAUUCGCACAUAAGCUGGUGCGUGGACUUGUAGCGAACAAUCAUGCUAUCGGUUGAUAAAACUUUAUUGGACUACGCCACUUUUGUAGCUUAGCCUUGACCCUACAAUCCCUUCGCCUUCGGUUUUGACAAACUUCGCAGUCGAUUGCAUGACUAUAAGGCUACGAUUAUACUGACGCUGUACAUAUUGUUUUAAUCAUCCCGAGCGAACUCUGAGCAAGUUUAAAAUAGAUUUAUAUAGCGCUAUCUAGUUAGUCUAGGUUCAAGAGCUCAUUGCGUAUCUGCAUGACUUGAAGAAGCGUAUUAAACGCUUUUGUAAAUACCUAAACCUAUUUUCAGCAUCUACAAGUGACAAAAACCAGUACGAUAGUAAACUAUUUUGAAUUUGA